AUGGCAUCAUCCAGCACAGUUUCAUGUGGUGUUUGUAACUCUCAGCACACGACAACAAAUGCUGACUACUGGUGCCCUGAAUGUGAUGAAGGACUGUGCUUCCAAUGUCUGAAAUAUCACAAUGCAUCGAAAGCCUUACGUAACCAUGAUGUUAUAUCUGUCGACAAUUAUAAACAAUUACCUCCCUCGAUAGCUAAUAUAUCACCAUACUGUUCACAGCAUGACAGAAAAUUCAAGAAUUAUUGUCCGCAACAUGAAAGUCUCUGUUGUCCACUGUGUAUUCAAUCCAACCAUGCUAACUGUGUGGGGAUAUUAUCGCUUGAGAAUGUCAUACAAACAGCAAAGACUUCAGUCUUAUUUGAAAGUCUUGAUCAGAAUCUGAAAGAUAUCAAAAUGAAUAUCUAUAGAGUUGUUAAAGAUCGGAAACAAAAUCUUGUUCAAAUCCAGAAUCAAAGGCAGAAAUUUCACGAUGAAAUAAAACAGGUCCGUAAUAGAAUUAACGAGCACCUUGACAGCUUAGAACAAAGAAUACUUCAGGAUCUAUAUGCUGCCGAAGAGAAAGUUAAACCACAAAUAGAAGACUUACUGGGAAAAUUGGCUGAACAUACGGAAACAUUGGAUUUAUUGCAAACUAAUAUGUCAGCUAUCAAAGAAUAUGCGUCAGACCUACAAGCAUUUCUUGGGAGUAAAAUGAUUGAAACAGAAAUUAAGAAACAUGAAAUAUUUAUGCAUUCUUUAUUUGAGGACGGUAGUUUACAGAAGAUAGACUUGAACUGUAAAAUUGGGGACAAUUUAUCCGACGUAUUGUCCACUGUUACUUCAUUCGGUUCAAUAUCUGUUGCAUCGAGUUCUCCAUUGGUAGUAUUGCAGACAGAGAAAGACAAACAAGCACAGAAUAGAACUUUUCAUCGUGCACCACUAAUAGCUAUCAAUGAUAUCAAAAUGACGUCAAAACGAAAAUUUGAAUUUAGUGGUGUCACAGGGUGUUCUUUUUCUAGUACGGAAGACAUCAUCCUAGUAGACUACGACAAAAAACGUCUUCUGAUCUUAAAGGAAGAUGGAACCUUGAAGAAUGACAUACCUUUAUUAAAUCCAAACCCAUUAGAUGUCACUUGUAUCGAUGACAAGACAGUCGCUGUUUCAUUUCCUUAUUCAAAUCAAAUUCAAAUCAUCAACAUUUUAACAAAAACAAUUGGAAGCAGGAUAAAAACAACCAGUAACUGUUACGAUAUAUGUUACAGAGAUGGAUACUUAUUAUACUGUAAUACUGGCACAGGUAUACAGAAAGUAAAUGUGUCAGACAAUUGCUCUUCUACUUUGAUUAAAGACGAAACCUUAUCAAACUGGAGUUUUGUAACAACAUCCAAAGACAAGAUAUUUUAUACCAAUAAUUUACACCAUACAGUUACAUGCUGCUCAUUGACUGGAGAGAAGUUGUGGGAAUACAAAGAUCAAUCAGUUCGUUCUCCGCGGGGGAUAUCUGUAGAUAAAGACUCGAACGUUUAUAUUGCUUCGGCAAGUAACAAUAGCAUAAUCGUAUUGUCGUCGGAUGGAAAAGAAGCAAGAAAGCUGCUUGGGAGUGAUGACGGAAUAAAUCAAUCUUAUGCACUCGCGUUUGAUGUAAAGAAAGAAAAACUCAUAGUUGCGAAUUAUCAUGGACCUAUUUUGUACGGACUCUGUUAGGACGCAGUUCUGAUUACGUGGUUUACAACUGCAAAAGAAAUUUGGUAAAAAUACUCAAAUCUACCUGAAAUCUAUUGAAAUGACAACAAUUUCAGAGUUCAAACAGAACAUUAUAAUUUUCUUUACAAAAUUUCCUUUUAAUCAUUUCUAUCAGGCGAAAUAUUAUGUCUGGAGAUAAACAUUUUACACAUGAUUAUCAAUUUCCCUGAUUUUUAAAUUUAUUGUGAUUAUUUUUUUAAUAUUACAAAAGGAGAAGGGUCAUUUAAACCUCUUUUUAUCUCCAAAAUGCGCUUAAAAGUUAUUUUCUUGUUAUGCUAUCAGCAGAUAUUGUUAUUUAAUGUAAAUCUCUAACUUUCAAUGUUUUAAUAUUGUUGCACCUGAAAAAAAAUAUGUUUAAGAUGGAUAUGACCUAUAAAGGAUCAAAAAAGGGGGACGAAAGAUACCAGAGGGACAGUCAAACUCAUAGAUCGAAAACAAACUGACAACGCCAUGGCCAAAAAUAAAAAAACAAACAGACAAAUGAUAGUACACAAGACACAACAUAGAAAACUAAAGACUAAGCAACACGAACCCCACCAAAAACUGGGGGUGAUCUCAGGUCCUCCGGAAGGGUAAGCAGAUCCUGCUCCACAUGUGGCACCCGUCGUGUUGCUUAUGUUAUUACAAAUCCGGUAAAUAGUCUAAUUCGGUAGGUCACAUUCGUGAAAAGGGAAGGGUAUUGUAGUUACGACAUAAGGAACAUAUGCGAUAUCAUCUGUGAAACAGUUAUUCCAUAACGGUCAAGCAUUUAUAAAUUCAAGGAUUGUUGAAUAAUUUUGAGCAUUCCUAUUGAUGGUAAAGGUAAAUCCAGAAAAAGCACCAUGGACGCAUAUAAUUUAUAUAGAGUUAUUUUCAGGUACUUCAUAUAUUUAUUGGUGAUAGAGUGGAAUGUUGAGGGAUACACAAACAUAAACAUAAAUCUGCAGCAUUUGAGAGAGAACUGUAUAAUGUUUUAGUUUGUGUAGACAUUCAGAAGUCAAUAUUAUGAUAAGCUUGUUGGCACCAUUAAACAGGUCAGAAAACAUUAGAA
This is a messenger RNA of Mytilus californianus (California mussel), 2752 nucleotides long. RefSeq lists its product as uncharacterized. Gene Ontology annotation, molecular function: protein binding; zinc ion binding. The record is from RefSeq and is a predicted model, not a curated record. The coding region runs from base 1 to 1683 and encodes 560 amino acids. Lineage: Eukaryota; Metazoa; Mollusca; Bivalvia; Mytilida; Mytilidae. The transcript has a single exon.